Molecule: messenger RNA, 2583 nt
Organism: Miscanthus lutarioriparius
Lineage: Eukaryota; Viridiplantae; Streptophyta; Magnoliopsida; Poales; Poaceae
Source: the annotation of a GenBank genome assembly
AUGGAGAAGGGCGUUGCCAACAGCGCGCACGCGAGGAGCGGGACGCGGCGGUGGAGAUCCGCGUCGACCAGCUGGAGAAGGCGGUGGGAACUCAGGCGACUUCGUCCUCUAUGGACGCCAUCCAAAUCCAGGCGCAGGAGGAGCGCACUACCACCCUCGACACCCGCCUCACUUCGCUGGGGGAAGAUCUGCAACACCCAGUCCCACGCCGCCGUUCUCUUCGACAUCUGUGCUCAGGAUUUCGAGCAGAGGAUCGCGGAGGCGGAGCUGCGGAUGGGCGACCUCGAGCUGCUUCGCAUCUACGAGCUGCAGGAUGAGCGCGACGAAAGGGUUUCGGCCCUGGAAUCCGCUGCGUCCGUUCUGGAGGAAUGGCGGCCGUUCGUUGAGGGGACGCUUGACGACGUGUGCCUCGAAGUUCCACGCCUCAAGCAAAAGUUCAAUUCGUGUUCGCAGCCGUGUGUUCCUAUGAGUCGCCCUCCUGAUCCUCCACCACCACUUCCACUGAGUCACUACUAUCGUCCAUCAAAUCAUCCUCCUGACCCACCCCCUCCACCAAUUCCACCGCAUACCUUCUAUUGUUCACCUCAUCCUGCAUACACCUACCCAACUCCAUCAAUCCCUCCACCAAUUCAUCAGCAAUUCGUUGCUAGUCCGCCCUACCCCAAUCCUAUUACAUCGCUUCCACCACACCAUAGCCAGUUCAGUGCUCCUGUUCCGCAUUCCAGUCAAAUUCAACCCAUCACAACUACUCUUCUUCUCCAUCCCAAUCAAAUUCAACCCAUCACCACCCAAGCCCAAUUAUAUCCUAACUACAUGCAUCUUCCAACAUUCCCAACUUACCCCACCCAAGCCCCUCUUCCCCACGACUUCAACCUUGGGCACCUUCCUAAGACGAAUUCCCCUCAGUUUGAUGGCGAUAACCCUCAGCUCUGGAUCACCCGUGCCCAAAAUUACUUCGAAAUGUACUCUGUUCCCCACCAAGUUUGGAUUAGAGUUGCUACCCACCACUUCAUCAGUGCUGCUGCUCGUUGGCUUCAGUCUGUUGAGUGUAAUCUUCCUCAUGAUUGGCAAACCUUCUGCCACAUGAUCCACCAAUGUUUUAGCCGAGACCAGCACAAGCUUCUCAUCCGCCAACUCUACCAUAUCAAACAAAUCACUUCUGUCCAAGACUAUAUUGAGCGCUUCACCGAAUUGGUAGAACAACUCUCAGCCUACGCUACUCCUGAUCCCCUUUAUUACACCACCUGUUUCAUUGACGGCUUGCGACACGAUAUUCGUUCCAUUGUCAUGGUGCAAUGCCCUUGCGAUUUGGACUUUGCCUGCACUCUUGCUCUGUUACAGGAGGAGGCACUGGAGCCUGGCCACAGAAGAGAUUUCAAGAAGUCUGACACUUCCAUUUUCUCCAAGACGGCCAACAUCAAAGGGGCUUUACCUCUCCCACCACCCCUACCUCGUGCUCAUGUUGCUACUGACGAGAAGAAGGGUGCUCAUGCUGUUCCCGGUUCAUCUACAGACGACAAGCUCUCGGCCUUGCGUUCGUACCGGAAGGCUCGUGGGUUAUGCAUUCGGAGACUGACAGACAGUACCUGCGAGCAGCUGACUGAGGAGGAGGGUCACCUGAACUUGCUGUUAUCUGUUGCUGCUUCCACCGGUCAGCCCUCACGGCCUUGCGUUCGUACCGGAAGGCUCGUGGGUUAUGCAUUCGGUGUGGAGAUAAAUGGCACCCAGGCCACAAAUGUAAUCUUCAACUUCAUGUGUUGCAAGAAAUUUUUGAUCUCUGCCAUGAGGAUUGCCAGGAGACUGACAGACAGUACCUGCGAGCGGCUGACUGAGGAGGAGGGUCACCUGAACUUGCUGUUAUCUGUUGCUGCUUCCACCGGUCAGCCCUCAAGUUGCACUUUGCAGUUUCUGGGAACUCUGGGAGGUCUGACAGUCCACAUCUUGAUUGACUCGGGCAGUAACCACUCUUUUCUCAGUUCUACUGUUGCAGCUCAACUUCAAGGAGUCACUCCAACAACUAGGCCUGUGAUAGUGAAGGUGGCCAAUGGAGGUUCUAUGCAGUGUUCUGAGGAAAUUCCUUCAGCUGAAUGGUCUGUCCAAGGUUAUACUUUCCAUUCAAACCUGAAGAUUGUCCCACUCAGCUCAUUUGACAUGAUAGUGGGUAUGGACUGGCUUGAAGCCUUUUCCCCAAUGAAGAUUCACUGGCUACAGCGCUGGAUUUCACUUCCUUAUGGAUGCUCUACUGCUGUCCUUCAUGGGAUAUGUCAUCUCCCCCUCAAGACUGUCAGCUGUUGCAGUUAUUCAUGGUGGCCACAGACUCACCAUCUGAUCGGCCAGAGACAAUACAUCCUGACAUACAGCCUGUGCUCAAGCAGUUCGAACAUCUGUUUGCCGAGCCCACAGAACUACCUCCUCGCCGAGAAUGUGACCACAAAAUACCUCUGGUUCCUGGAGCAAGUCCUGUAUCAGUCCGGCAGUACGCGCUAUUCCCCAGUCUUGAAAUCUGGAAUUGAGACCCAGGUGUCAGAUAUGCUUCAGACAGGAUUUAUUCAUCCAAGUAAGCCUUCUCCUCUCCUGUUCUGA